This is a messenger RNA of Phoenix dactylifera (date palm), 1852 nucleotides long. Its product is annotated as Peptidase S41 family protein. Gene Ontology annotation, biological process: proteolysis. NCBI's taxonomy places the organism in Eukaryota, Viridiplantae, Streptophyta, Magnoliopsida, Arecales, Arecaceae. The record is from RefSeq and is a predicted model, not a curated record. Gene Ontology annotation, molecular function: endopeptidase activity; protein binding; serine-type peptidase activity.
CGCCCUCAUUCGCCCGCCCAGGCCCAACUCCUCCAAAUGGAAUCCCUCCGUCCAACACCCGAGCUCGGCCUCCGCAGCCUCUCCUCGGCGCCUCUCUUCGAGCUUCCAAAGCGGGCGCGAGGAGUCCGCAUUCCCUUUCAAUUUCGCUCUGGUCCCAGGCUCCGGAUUCGGUCGGAGAAGAGAGAGGAGUUCCGCGCCUCCGGAUCCGUCGGAUUCGAAAUCGAUGCCUCCGAUGGAGGCCUGGCCAGAGUACUGCGGCAGGCGGCCGCCGGAUUCGCUGCGGCAGCCGCUGCUGCUAUGAUCUCCAUGUACGGCUGUGAUCCUCCGGCCCUCGCGGAGUCCCUCACCGUUGCCUUCCCGGUUUCCAGAGCUCGCGAGGUGAAUACAGUGCAGAGAACUCUGGUGGAGGCUUGGGGCUUGAUCCGUGAGACCUUCAUAGAUCCAACUUUCAACCAUCAAGAUUGGGAUCAAAAACUACAGCAGACUAUGGUGGAAAUGUUUCCACUGAAGUCAGCAGAUGCAGCAUAUAACAAAAUCAGUGGAAUGCUUGCAUCCCUUGGGGACCCAUUUACUACAAUUAUUAGCCCAAAGGAGUAUCGAAGUUUCAGAAUAGGUAGUGAUGGAAAUCUGCAAGGAGUUGGUCUCUUUAUCAACAAGGAACCAAGUUCUGGACGCUUGGUCGUUCUGUCUUGUAUCGAGGGAAGCCCAGCUGAUCGAGCUGGCAUACAUGAAGGGGAUGAGCUGAUUGAGAUUGAUGGAGAGAGUCUUGCUGGAAUUGAUGGUGAGGCGGCAGCUGUGAAGCUUCGAGGGCAUGUUGGAACAAGUGUGACAGUAAAGCUUUACAGAGGGAUGGAUCAUGGAAGCAGCAAUGGUCUUAGAGAGGUGAAACUUUCUCGUGAGUUUAUUAAGCUGUCACCUAUAUCUAGCACUGUCAUCUCUUAUAAAUCAAGCGAUGGACAUGAGUCGAAGACUGGAUAUGUGAGGCUAUCUGCAUUCUCACAGAACGCUGCUGCUGAGAUGCAGAAUGCUAUUCAUCAACUGGAGGUUCAAGGUGCUCAGUCAUACAUACUAGAUUUGCGUAAUAAUCCGGGAGGUUUAGUGAAAGCUGGACUUGAUGUUGCCCAAAUAUGGCUGGAUGGUGACGAAACUCUUGUGAACACUAUUGACCGGGAUGGAUAUUUGUUACCUAUCAAUAUGGUCAAUGGACAUGCUAUAACGCAUGAUCCACUUGUUGUUCUUGUUAAUGAAGGUAGUGCAAGUGCAAGUGAAAUCCUGGCUGGUGCAUUACAUGAUAAUGGUCGUGCUAUUCUCGUUGGACGCAAAACCUUUGGUAAAGGAAAAAUUCAGAGUGUGACUGAGCUUCAUGAUGGUUCGGCACUAUUCGUCACUGUUGCAAAGUACUUGUCACCAGCGCUGCAUGACAUUGAUCAGGUUGGCAUUACACCUGAUGUACAAUGCACUCCGGAUGCACUAACUUUACCCAAAGCAUUGCUAUUGAGAGAUAAGAGCACAACCUCUGCUUUGGAGUCUGAUUCUUGCAUCAUGGUGGCAGAACACGAGUUGGAGAUCCAGCAGUCAAAGGGAACAGCUUCAUGAGUAGAAUCAGAUUUGCGACCAUUCCAGUCUCAAGCAAAUUUAUAUAAUCAGUGAUAAAUAUAAAUAAUGGUAAUUAUCUUUGUAAGCUAGCAUUACAAUGUACGUACCUCAUCUGUUGAAAAACUAUGUUAAGAUCAACAGACCGCAAGUGUAUACACGAAAAGAAAAAGAAAAGGUUAAUGCAUCAUAUAUGCAAUUAGUUAUGAAUUAUUAUGAUGAGAUUUAGCAAGGGAAAAUCCAUACUUUUUAAUGUAAA